AUGACCCUCCAGGGCGAAAUUUUGGCUGCUGCACGCUACGCCCAUUUCUUCCAACUGGAGAUCAUGUCCGGCAGGAGCCUGGAGUCGAUAUUGGACGGCAAUCCUCGCUACCAGAAGGUCAAGGACUUGAGCCGGGGCGCGUUUGGGUUUGUGGUGCUGGCACUGGACAAGCAGACGGGCGAGCAUGUUGCGCUCAAGUUCAUUGAGCGGGGGCCGCAGAUAGUGAACCACAUGAAGCUGCGGCAUCCACACAUCAUUGGGCUACGAGAGGUGUUCUUGACUUCUUCACACCUGGUGCUGGCAAUGGAGUAUGCGGCGGGCGGCGACCUGUUCCGCUACGUGUCGGCGCGGCGGGGGCUGCCCGAAGACGAGGCGCGCUGGUUCUUUCAGCAGCUCAUGAUUGCAGUGGACUACUGCCACCGCAUGGGUGUCAGCAGCCGCGACAUCAAGCUAGAAAACACGCUGCUUGAUGGCAGCCCGCGGCCGUUAAUCAAGCUGGCAGAUUUUGGGUUUAGCAAGGACGCCAACCAGCACAGUGCACCCACCAGCCGAGUGGGCACGCCUGCUUAUUUGGCACCGGAGGUCAUCUCCAACCAACCGGGCCAAGUGUAUGAUGGGCAGAAAGCGGAUCUGUGGUCCUGUGGCGUGCUGCUGUUCAUCCUUGUGACGGAUCAGUACCCCUUCCGGCGGCCAGGCGACGAGCACUUGAAGCCCAACCAGAAGCUCAACGUGAUGCUGCAGCGUAUCCUGCGAGCAGACUUCACUUACCCGCGGAACAAGACGCUGAGUGACAGCGUGCGUGACCUAAUUGGUCGCAUCCUGGUGCAAGACCCAAACCAGCGACCCACCCUGCAGGUGAUCCAGUCGCACCCGUGGUUCAUGCAAGGGCUCAAUCCUGCGGCACUGCAGUUCAACGACGCCAUCGUGGCGGAGAGCCUGUCUAACCAGCCCUCCCAGGCGGUGCUCAACGAGGUGCGGUCGAUUGUGCACGAGGCGGGUAGGGCUGCGCCGGAGCAGGAGAGCAACCAGAUGCAGAUGGGCAAGAUGGUUGGCGGCGGAGAGCCUGUAUGCGACAGCUUAGAUGACCUUGUGCGCUGUGCGGCAGCACCGGAGCAGGACAGCUUCGACAUGCGCUGAAGCAUUGCCGCCCCCAUGGGGAUGCUGACACUGCCGCAUCAAUGCUUGCCAGUUUCUUGGGACCCGCGUUUUUGACGGCGCGCCAGCGUUGCCAUUCUCAUCAACCGUUUUCCAUGCACUUUACCAAUGCUUUGUGUUGGCAGCCGUGGCCUUGUUCUGGUUGGUUUAUUGCGUUGGUCCCGCGACCACAGCUUUACAAGUGGUGUAAAAUAAAGUGACGCGCUUAUC
Molecule: messenger RNA, 1365 nt
Organism: Chlorella variabilis
Lineage: Eukaryota; Viridiplantae; Chlorophyta; Trebouxiophyceae; Chlorellales; Chlorellaceae
Exons: 14
Coding region: 1-1137 (378 amino acids)
Biological process (GO): protein phosphorylation
Molecular function (GO): ATP binding; protein kinase activity
Source: RefSeq, a predicted model, not a curated record